CGCUGCGCCUGCCUUGGGGGUGCUGCGGCGGCUCUGGGGCUCGGGCGCGCCGCCCGGGGCAGCCCAGGGACGUCUGGGCUCCGGCCUCUCCACUCGCCUCAGCCGGGGUCUUCUCCCUCGCCCCCAAAGUUUCUGGGUUCGUUGGAAUUUUUAGAUUCAGGAUUUUUUCCUUCUUUUUUUCACCUAGAAAUUUUGGGGCCAUACUGCAAUACUUUUGAGAAAUCGACCGCACUUGCUCUCCGCUAGCUCUCUGCCCCCUUCUUUUUUUUUUUUUUUUUUUUUUUUUUUUUCGAGCAGGGGAAGGGGCUUACGAGAGAGGCUCCCUCCCGCUGGACAAAGUUUUCCAAAGUUUUCCGAGUGUGAUGGUAGCGGGGAGAGCAAACCCACAAGCUUGACUCACGGCUUCAUCUCACCUCCCCUAGAGCAGCCCGUAAGCCCGCUAUAAAGGAAAAAUCAAACAAACAAACAAACAAAGUUGCACCCCAGUCGCCUCGUGUCUCCUCUCUUCUUUUAGGCAAUUUUUUUCCUCCUUCUCUCCGCUCCCCUCGCAGCCUUCACUCCCCUUCCCUCGGCCCCUUCCUCCUUCUCUGUUUCGGCUGGAGGUGCCAGGACCCCCGGCCGCAGCCUCCCCUCCCCCGCCGCUCCGGUCCCCUCCCGUCGGGCCCUCCCCUCCCCCUCUGCGGCCGGCACAGCCAAUCCCCCGAGCGGCCGCCAACAUGCUCUUUGAGGGCUUGGAGCUGGUGUCGGCGCUGGCCACCCUCGCCGCGUGCCUGGUGUCCGUGACGCUGCUGCUGGCCGUGUCGCAGCAGCUGUGGCAGCUGCGCUGGGCCGCCACUCGUGACAAGAGCUGCAAGCUGCCCAUCCCCAAGGGAUCCAUGGGCUUCCCGCUCAUCGGAGAGACCGGCCACUGGCUGCUGCAGGGUUCUGGCUUCCAGUCGUCGCGGAGGGAGAAGUAUGGCAACGUGUUCAAGACGCACUUGUUGGGGCGGCCGCUGAUACGCGUGACCGGCGCGGAGAACGUGCGCAAGAUCCUCAUGGGCGAGCACCACCUCGUAAGCACCGAGUGGCCUCGCAGCACGCGCAUGUUGCUGGGCCCCAACACGGUGUCCAAUUCCAUUGGCGACAUCCACCGCAACAAGCGCAAGGUCUUUUCCAAGAUCUUCAGCCACGAGGCCCUGGAAAGCUACCUGCCCAAGAUCCAGCUGGUGAUCCAGGACACACUGCGCGCCUGGAGCAGCCACCCUGAGGCCAUCAAUGUGUACCAGGAGGCACAGAAGCUGACCUUCCGCAUGGCCAUCCGGGUGUUGCUGGGCUUCAGCAUCCCUGAGGAGGACCUUGGGCACCUCUUUGAGGUCUAUCAGCAGUUUGUGGAGAACGUCUUCUCCCUGCCUGUCGACCUGCCCUUCAGCGGCUACCGGCGGGGCAUUCAGGCCCGGCAGAUCCUGCAGAAGGGGCUGGAGAAGGCGAUCCGGGAAAAGCUGCAGUGCACACAGGGCAAGGACUACUCGGACGCCCUGGACCUCCUCAUCGAGAGCAGCAAGGAGCACGGAAAGGAGAUGACCAUGCAGGAGCUGAAGGACGGGACCCUGGAGCUGAUCUUUGCGGCCUAUGCAACCACGGCCAGCGCCAGCACCUCGCUCAUCAUGCAGCUGCUGAAGCACCCCGCUGUGCUGGAGAAGCUGCGGGAAGAGCUGCGGGCUCAUGGCAUCCUGCACAGCGGCGGCUGCCCCUGCGAGGGCACCCUGCGCCUGGACACGCUCAGUGGGCUGCGCUACCUGGACUGCGUCAUCAAGGAGGUCAUGCGCUUGUUCACGCCCAUUUCCGGCGGCUACCGUACCGUGCUGCAGACCUUCGAGCUCGAUGGUUUCCAGAUCCCCAAAGGGUGGAGUGUCAUGUACAGCAUCCGGGACACCCACGACACAGCGCCCGUGUUCAAAGACGUGAGCGUGUUCGACCCUGACCGCUUCAGCCAGGCGCGGAGCGAGGACAAGGACGGCCGCUUCCAUUACCUCCCGUUCGGCGGCGGCGUCCGGACCUGCCUGGGCAAGCACCUGGCCAAGCUGUUCCUGAAGGUGCUGGCGGUGGAGCUGGCCAGCACCAGCCGCUUUGAGCUGGCCACGCGGACCUUCCCCCGCAUCACCCUGGUCCCUGUCCUGCACCCCGUGGAUGGCCUCAGCGUCAAGUUCUUUGGCCUGGACUCCAACCAGAACAAGAUCCUGCCGGAGACAGAGGCCAUGCUGAGCGCCACCGUCUAACCUAAGCCCACCCGCCUCAGCCCAGCCCAGGCAGUGGGGAGGCGGUGAUGGGAGGUAGAAACCUGUGUGUGGGAGGGGCCGGAAUGGGGAGGGCGAGUGGCCCCCAUACUUGCCCUUCCCUGGUCCCCCUCCCUGGCAAACCCUACCGAAAGCCAGUGGGCCCCAUCCUUCCUAGGGCCUGGCUCCCCUUCUGGGUCCUGCUUCCCUCCAGCCGCUCCGAAUUUCCCACCAGCUCAGCCCCUGGGAAGGGCGUGGUGGGGACUCUGCAUGCCCGUGACAGUGUUAGGUGUCAGCUCGUGCUACAGUGUUCUUGUGAUGUUCUGAACUGCUCCUUCCCUCCAUUCCCUUUGGACCCUUUUAGCUGCAGCUGGGGGACGGGAAGAGCAGUGCCCCCUUUGGCACACACUUCAGCGUCUCCUCCUCCUGUGCCCCUACCGCGUCUGCCCAGGAACAGCAUCCUGGGUAGCAGGAGUCAGCCUCGGGGCCGGGGCUGCCACUAACCUGGAGACUGUCUUUCUUCAUGCCCCCGCUCCUGCCCUCCCCUGCCGGUUUGGACAUUUGAAAUUAUUGCUGCUACUUGUUCUGUCCUCUGACCUUGGGGCAAAGGAUCCCCAGGUCCUGUCUCCCCAGCAUCUUCCCUGGUGGCCCUGGGUAGGUGCACUGACACCCCUACCUUCCCACCCCCUGCUGAACCAGGCCCUGCUACACACUCGGGCCUGUGGCCCUCGGCUCAUGUGCUGCCCACCCCCAUAUUUAUUCACUGUUAGAGAAUCUUGGGGAUACUGGGGUCUCGAACAAACAUCUCCUCUCCUGCAUGCCCUAGCCUGUGUUCCAGCUGUCCUGGCCAGACUUCUGUGAGUGAAGAGGAAGGGGUCUCUGGUCAAACCCAGCCCCCAGGCCUAGGGUUGAACAGCCUUCCCCGGCUCUGGGCAUUAUUAUUUGGGUUUAAUCUUGGAACCUCACUCCUGGGCUGAAGUCUGGAGCCUCUGCCUUGUCCCUGGUGGAGAAGGGACAUGGCCCAUUGCUUCUUCCCUGUCCUGUCAAAAACCCUGAUCAGGUAGAUUUGGAGGUGGCCAAGAUUUCCUGCUUGGCCCCUGUUCACCCCAGUGCCCCUGACUCCAGUGCGUGAGUACGGGGAAAGAUACGGGUUCUUCUGACGGGGCGCCAGGGCCUCCGUCUUCCUUUCCUUAACCCUCCCCCUUUGCCCUCAACCCUGAAAAAGGUGUCCUGGAAGUCCCUUCCACCUCUAUGCCACUGUCUGCUUAGCCCAGCUCAGGGGCGGGGAAGAGGUGAAAGCGUGGGGGAGGUGUGCACAGCGGCAGUCCUGCCUGGGAGCUGACUCCGGACGGGCAGUGUGGUCUCUGGGCAGCUGCGAGGAGGCUGCCACCAGAGCUGAAGAGGCGGCUACGUGCGGUUUGUCAGAGGGAUUGGGUUGGAAACUGGCCAGUUGGGAUGACUGGGUGAAAGAGGAGUAGCUCCUGCCACUGGCGUUUUGAGUGUUGGCGAUUUGGGAUGCCUCCUGGGGAUGGUUUGGGGCCUUCGGUGAGUCUCUAAGCAGUUGUGUCUGCUUUCAGAUUUUUCCUUGCUUUCUGUUUCUCUAUUGGUUUUUGAUGCUGUCGAAAACACAGAAGAAUGAAGGACAUCUCAGUCCCCAAUCGCUGCUGUGAUCACCUCCGCCGCUCCCUGAGACCAGAUCCCGUGGGCAGCCCUACAGACCAACCCUGACCCCACUCAUGGCCCCCCUGACCGUAGACUUCAGGAACAGCCUGUACCACGCAGAUUCUCUACAACCCCUGACUCAGAUGUUUCAUUUAUUUCCUGCUUUUCCACUACUAAAAAAAAGUGUGGAACAGACAUUAUUGGCAAAACUAGUUUGACGUUUUUAAAAACAUUGAUAAAAAUCCCUUAAUCACCCCCAAUUCUGAAAAACGGGCCAGAAUGGGU
Molecule: messenger RNA, 4199 nt
Organism: Cebus imitator (Panamanian white-faced capuchin)
Lineage: Eukaryota; Metazoa; Chordata; Mammalia; Primates; Cebidae
Gene: CYP26B1
Product: cytochrome P450 family 26 subfamily B member 1
Exons: 6
Coding region: 717-2255 (512 amino acids)
Biological process (GO): sterol metabolic process
Molecular function (GO): heme binding; oxidoreductase activity, acting on paired donors, with incorporation or reduction of molecular oxygen; iron ion binding
Source: RefSeq, a predicted model, not a curated record